Mycotypha africana is the source of this 502-nucleotide messenger RNA. Its product is annotated as 60S ribosomal protein. NCBI's taxonomy places the organism in Eukaryota, Fungi, Mucoromycota, Mucoromycetes, Mucorales, Mycotyphaceae. Gene Ontology annotation, cellular component: cytosolic large ribosomal subunit. The transcript is spliced from 3 exons. The coding region runs from base 27 to 350 and encodes 107 amino acids. The record is from RefSeq and is a predicted model, not a curated record. Gene Ontology annotation, molecular function: structural constituent of ribosome; RNA binding.
ACCCAUACUUCGAUCUCCUAGUGAAAAUGGCCCCUGUUAAGUCCAAGAAGAACGCCGAGUCUAUCAACUCCCGUAUCCAACUUGUCAUGAAGUCUGGCAAGUACACCCUUGGUUACAAGUCAACUUUGAAGUCUAUUCGUCAAGGCAAGGCCAAGUUGAUCAUCAUUGCUGGUAACUGCCCUCCUCUUCGCAAGUCCGAGAUCGAAUACUACGCUAUGUUGUCUAAGACUGGUGUCCACCACUACAACGGUAACAACAUUGAUUUGGGUACCGCUUGUGGUAAGCUUUUCCGUUGCAGCGUUCUCUCCAUCACUGAUGCUGGUGACUCUGAUAUCUUGACUGCUCAAUAAAUGCUAUGAAGAAUUGCAGAUAAAUUCUACGUACAUUGUAUCAGUUCGAUUUGAAGAAUAAAAUUUUUUUUCAACAUCAUGUAUAUGUUAUACAUUAGCAGACUAGCAGAUAGAGUGUGCUAAAAACUAUAUUUAUUUUAUUACUACCCAAU